This is a messenger RNA of Lentinula edodes (shiitake mushroom), 609 nucleotides long. RefSeq lists its product as uncharacterized. The record is from RefSeq and is a predicted model, not a curated record. Lineage: Eukaryota; Fungi; Basidiomycota; Agaricomycetes; Agaricales; Omphalotaceae. The coding region runs from base 48 to 527 and encodes 159 amino acids. The transcript has 5 exons.
AUACUUAAACUCGGACUACCACCACCACCAAAAUCCAACUCAACAAAAUGACCACUGUUCUUGCCUUGAAUUCCCGUUCUGCGCUGAAAGCUGUAACUCGUACCCUUGUGUCGCGUUCUGUAGGACCCGUUGCGACAACGAGUAUGAGAUAUAGCAGUACAAUGCACGACAAUGACCCAGAUGUUCUGGACACUGAAAAGAAGCGCAAUCUUUCAAAAACCCAACACGGCACUUCCACUCCUCAUGACCACGCUCCGGGCUGGAAUGAACACCUGGCUUCCGCUUCCGAGGCUCAUGUCAAGGCCGAUCGUUCGACCGCCUCGCCGAGCGAGCUUACAGACAAGACCAUAAAGUACAUCCAUGAACGUCAUUCGCCGGAAAACGCCGUACAGCCUACUGAGGCUUCCUUCUCUAGGGACGCAGUCGAUGGGCCUUUAGGUCAAGCUGAAGGUCAUGAUGGACAAUUGAUUGAAGAGACGGUCGAAAAAAAGAAAUCAACCACGAAAGUAUUUAGUUCGUCAACUUGAAAGCUCGACGUUUGAAGAAGUGUAUCGCUGUACUAUAGAACAAUUGCUUUCAUGUAUUCUAUGUUCACUAAUUGAUGUCUAC